AUGAUUAAUUUCAUAAAGAUAAGUGCCCAUGUCAAUAUCUUUGGCUUUGUGAUAGCCUUUCUUGUCGACAUCAUUGAAGAAUGUGUUGAGGCCAUCUCGACAAUCAUCCGGGGAUUCGAAGAGGUCAUGAAGAAGGGUAGCCACACCCUCAUCUUUGACGGGGUAAUAGGCUUCUUCGUGGAAGUCCUCGAAGCAUGUAACGAGACUAUCGCGAAAGGUAUCCAGAGACUCAAAGAUACCAUGGAGAAUGGUAGCGACGCCAUUGUCUUUGACGGUAUAACCACCUUCCUCGUUAAUUUCAUCGAAAAAUGUGAUGAACCGUUCUCAAAAAGACCAAGAUACCGAUGCCACGAAGUCACCGAGGUCUUCAUCGACAUUGAAACCUUCUCUGUCCUCGUUGGCCAGUAG
This is a messenger RNA of Pyrenophora tritici-repentis Pt-1C-BFP, 408 nucleotides long. NCBI's taxonomy places the organism in Eukaryota, Fungi, Ascomycota, Dothideomycetes, Pleosporales, Pleosporaceae. The record is from RefSeq and is a predicted model, not a curated record.